This is a messenger RNA of Dothidotthia symphoricarpi CBS 119687, 1951 nucleotides long. RefSeq names its product MFS general substrate transporter. The record is from RefSeq and is a predicted model, not a curated record. The transcript has 11 exons. NCBI's taxonomy places the organism in Eukaryota, Fungi, Ascomycota, Dothideomycetes, Pleosporales, Dothidotthiaceae. Gene Ontology annotation, biological process: transmembrane transport. Gene Ontology annotation, cellular component: membrane. The coding region runs from base 344 to 1807 and encodes 487 amino acids. Gene Ontology annotation, molecular function: transmembrane transporter activity.
UUGUGGAGAUGCAUGCACCUGGUUUCUUCAGUUGUCAACAUGAUUGCGAGCCAUCCAGGGCCCCUGUCGCGGAUAUUGAAGUGUUGCCGAAAUCCACAACCCUGAGUACCACAUUCCACGUUGGGACAAGAUCUUCGGCCAAGCUCACCGCACGGUUAUCUGCAGUAGUAUACAGUGCGGGGAAAAAGCUUGGGAGGCUUGAUUACCAGGUGUUGAUAUCGAGUUCUCAUUGUUAUAUCAUGAACGCAUAGCAGCCUUUUUCGUAGUGCUGAGCCCUACAGGUUCCUCACUUUUCCACGAUUUCGAGCGAGCACUCCGCGUUAUUCACAGUGCCUGCGUCAAGAUGACUUCAAGAGGGCAGACAGCGAUGCAAGAUGAAAAACCUAUCAAUCCUGUAGUGGAGAAGUCCGACUUGAACAACGAAAAGCUUGCUGCUUUGGAAAAUGUCGACUUCACUGGCGCCACGGCCAAAACAGAUCCAGCGGAGAUCAAACUUGUAAAGAAACUCGACUGGCGCAUCAUGCCAACGCUCUGCACGAUGUACUUCCUCAACUACGUCGACCGAAAUGCAAUUGCGCAAGCCCGACUCAACAAUCUCGAGAAAGACUUGAACAUGUCAGGUAUCCAGUUCAACACCACAGUCAGCAUACUCUUCGUCGGCUACGUUCUUAUGCAAGUACCCUCCAACAUGCUCAUCACACGGAUCAAGCCCGGCAUCUACAUGAGCGUGUGGAUGUUCAUCUGGGCUGUUGUGUCAGCAUGCACGGCUCUUGUCCAUAGUUUUGGAGGCCUGGUAGUUUGCCGCUUUUUUCUAGGAAUCACUGAGGCUCCUUUCUACCCGGGCGCUACAUACAUGCUUUCGAUUUUCUAUACGCGGAAAGAGGUAGCUACACGUAUCGCUCUAUUGUAUUGCGCGCAAAUUCUGGCCACUGGGUUUUCUGGACUCAUCGCAGCUGGUGUCUUUGCAGGCAUGGACGGUUUUCGAGGAAUCGCUGGAUGGCGAUGGCUGUUUAUCCUUGAAGGUGCGGUGACCGCCUUUGUAGCCAUUUUCGGCUUUUUCCUCCUGCCAAACACACCUCUCACAACCCGAUGGCUCAACCCAGCGGAGCGGGAACUCGCACACUCACGUAUCGAACGAGACAGGGUCGGAGAUUCAACUGAGCCGGUCAGUACGAUGGAAGGUCUGAAGCAAGCUUGUAGAGAUAAGAGAACGUGGUUGUUCUGCUUCAUGCAGAAUUUCCAUUUGAGCGCUUGCUCAUUCAACUCGUUUUUCCCGACUGUCGUGAAAACUCUUGGAUUCAACAGGACCAUCACCCUCGUCUUGACAUGUCCACCGUUCAUCUUCGCCGGCGCGGCAGGCAUCGCGAUGGGAUGGAGUUCAGGUCGAAUGCACGAACGCACAUGGCAUAUCACGGGGGGACUUUUCGUUGCGAUAGUAGGGUUUGUCAUUGCGGCCAGCACGAUGAACACCGCAGGACGAUAUGUAGCCUGUUUCAUCUUCCCUAUGGGGGCAUACUCUGUCAACUCCGUCAUCAUCGGCUGGGCAUCCUCGACUCUAAGCCAGACCAAGGAGAAGAAAGCAGUGGUUCUCGCUAUGACAAAUGUAGGAGGCCAGAUUGGGUACAUAUAUGGCGCCUACCUAUGGCCCGACUACGAUGGACCACGAUACGGAAUCGGCUUUGGAGCAUCGGCGGCCUUUGCGUUGUGCUCAAUCGGUUGUGCUUGGGCUAUUCGGUUGUUGCUCAUCAAAGAGAAUAAGAAGCUCCGAGCGUCAACUACAGAGCACGUUAAUUUGUAUGGAUACUAGACACGUUGGACGCCAGUUGGCAGCCGAAGAUUCACAAAACGACUUUUUCCGAAUGCAGAUCGAUCUGAAAGUUUCUCUUGCUCAGAUCGGAUAUCAAACCUCGUGACCUAGAAGAGUUGUUACUUUGUAACCGAGUAACGAACG